UUGUCUCUAUUUCUUGUCUUGGAGUUCACUUGAAACUCUCUAUGUCCUGUCUUUGAAAUUCGAAGCAUAUAUAGCACAGCAGUUUCCACAAGGAAUACAACCCAACCAACUAACUUACGUACCCCUGCAGUUCUCCAAAAGCUCUACAAUUCUCUUCCCUGAAACCAUUAUCUCUAUUUUCGUUUUCUUAAUUUAAUCACCUUGGAACUUGCUAUGGAGAAGAUUACAAAAAUAAGCAAAGCAAGUGAGGAUGAUGUUGAUAAGCAGCAGCAUCACACUAACGAAGUGCAGGAGAAAAUUAUCCUAAACCCUAAUUUUGAGGAUGGCCUGAACAACUGGACUGGAAGAGCGUGCAAGAUUGUCUUACACGAAUCCAUGGACGGAGGGAGAAUCUUGCCGCUCUCAGGAAAAGUUUUCGCAUCAGCAACACAGCGUAAAGACACAUGGAAUGGUAUUCAACAGGAGAUUUCGGGAAGGUUCCAGAGGAAGCGUGUGUACGAAGUAACAGCAGUGGUUCGAAUAUUUGGCAACAAUGUCACAAGUGCAACAGUACAGGCUACUCUCUGGGUCUUAAACGCAAACCAACGUGACCAAUACAUAGGCAUUGCCAAUGUUCAGGCAACAGAUAGGAAUUGGGUAGAGUUAAAGGGUAAAUUCAUAAUCCAUGGUUCACCAUCGAGGGCAAUACUAUACCUUGAAGGACCACCUCCAGGAUCUGACAUUCUUCUCAACAGUUUAGUUGUUAAACAUGCUAGAAGGAGUCGUCCUUCUCCUCCACCUUUCUACGAGAAUCCUGGUUUCGGAGUCAAUAUAGUCGAAAACAGUGAAGUGGUAGAUGGGACAACGCAGCCAUGGUUCACUUUAGGUAACUGCAAGUUGAGUGUGGGACAAGGCGCUCCUCGCACUCUGCCCCCAAUGGCCAGAGACACGCUUGGUCCUCAUAAACCUCUAGGCGGAAGCUACAUCCUCGUGAGUAACAGAACGCAGACUUGGAUGGGUCCGGCUCAGAUGAUAACCGAUAAACUCAAACUCUUUUUGACAUAUCAAGUCUCCGCAUGGGUCAAGAUUGGUGUGGGAGUGAGUGGUAGUAGUAUAAGUCCUCAGAAUGUGAACAUUGCACUUAGCGUUGAUAACGAAUGGGUCAACGGCGGACAACUCGAGGUCACCGUUGGUGAUGCAUGGCAUGAAAUCGGCGGAUCCUUUAGGCUCGAGAAGCAGCCACAAAAUGUCAUGGUUUACGUUCAAGGUCCUGCAGCUGGUAUUGAUUUGAUGAUCGCGGCAUUGCAGAUUUUUCCCGUGGAUCGACGAGAACGUAUCAGAUGUCUUAAAAGAGAAGUUGAUCAGGUACGUAAGCGCGACAUCGUCCUGAAAUUCUCAGGACUAGACGACGACUCCUUCGAUUUGUUUCCUUACAUAGUGAAGGUGAAACAAACAUACAACAGUUUCCCACUAGGAACGUGCAUUAACAGAUCAAGCAUAGACAAUGAAGACUUCGUAGAUUUCUUCACUAAGAACUUCAACUGGGCAGUGUUUGAAAACGAGCUCAAGUGGAACUCGACAGAGGCCGAACGUGGGAAGCUCAAUUACCAAGAUGCAGACGACAUGUUGGAUCUGUGUAUCGGCAACAACAUCAACGUUAGAGGACACUGCAUCUUCUGGGAAGUUGAGUUCAGAGUUCAGCCGUGGCUUCGCCAGCUCAACAAAACCGAGCUUAUGAACGCGGUCCAGAAGCGUGUCACGGACCGAAUAAUGUUAUGGGGUUUCUGGGAACUAUCUAUGAAUAGGGAGAACGGAAAUCUGGUGGAGGCAGAAGGAGAAGUAAACGAAGCCGGAAAAAGAUUUAUGGAUAUGAAACAAGAAUGGUUAUCUCAUGCAUAUGGGAUCAUCAAUGAUGAAUCNGAGUUUUUCCCAUUGGGUUUACCGGAGAAUGUUUUAAUGAGGCAUUGA
Camelina sativa (false flax) is the source of this 1947-nucleotide messenger RNA. NCBI's taxonomy places the organism in Eukaryota, Viridiplantae, Streptophyta, Magnoliopsida, Brassicales, Brassicaceae. The record is from RefSeq and is a predicted model, not a curated record.